Molecule: messenger RNA, 1069 nt
Organism: Microdochium trichocladiopsis
Lineage: Eukaryota; Fungi; Ascomycota; Sordariomycetes; Xylariales; Microdochiaceae
Exons: 2
Coding region: 398-991 (197 amino acids)
Source: RefSeq, a predicted model, not a curated record
AGGCAGUCGGGUCGUCUGGAAGGGGCGAGGAUGUGCCUUCAUCGGUGGUCCUCGCUGCUUCCCCUCCCUUCCCUUCUGACCUGUUCUUCUCGCCGGCCUGUCGCUCCCUCGCGCCUCCUGAGUCCUUCGGCAAUCAUCUACAUGGGCUCAAAAGCUUAUGGUCCUCAUCCAGGCCUUCGACGCCGCGUAUCGACUCUCGCACAAAGCCCCGUCGCGCAUGCCGACUCCCAUGGAGCGGCACAUCCUCACGCCAUCGCCAGCAACAGGAUGCCGGUGCGCCUUUCCUCAGGAGAGAGCACCAGGCAAACUUGGAGGAGUGUGUCGAAGCCGGGCUGCUGCCAACGGCACAGGGUUAUGAGCCCGGUCGGACCGUCCACCUCCGGACGCUUCUUCCCCGAUGACUCCUGCGUCGGUGCCUGAGUCACGGUUCCUGGCACCAAAGGCCAGUCUGGCCUCGUCCACCGCCUCAGCCAGUCGAGCGGUCCUGGCCGAGUAUGCGACCAGAGCUUCUCUCCCAAGCAAGACCUCCCGGCGCAGAACUGGCGCCGAGAGCCAGAUCUAUCUGCUCGGCUGGUUCAAGAGCCGUCGUGGGGAGGGGAGGGGAGCCGCAAGGAGCGCUUCCAGGAUAGGUGCCCGAACUGCGGGAGGUGGGAGCACCACGAAGGCCUUCUGGCUCGACACAGAAGGGCGCGGGAUGUCAUAUCCCGGCAGUAUCGACGACGAUACUUCCCCGAAGUUGGAGGGCCGCGAGUCCCGGGCCCUGCAGGCAGACGACGAGGACUUCCCCCUCAGCGAUUCUGCCCUGAGAAUGCAGAUGGCCGAGGAGAGACACCGCAGCCGCAAUUACCAACAGAUGCACAGCUCAUCAACCUCUGCUGAGCUGCGCCGUGCGCGCUGGGACCACGAGGACCAGCACGAUGCGUCUCCUCAAGUGCACCAGCAGCCACCAUCCCAGACCAUCCAGCAGCAGCUCUCGGAUGUCCAGUCUUGAGCCCCUUGCCCAGCCAGUCCAGUCCGUCGAACAGCAGCUCACAGAGUGUCUGUCCCGCGUCCCACAGUUAUGAGCCUG